This is a messenger RNA of Vicia faba (fava bean), 1071 nucleotides long. NCBI's taxonomy places the organism in Eukaryota, Viridiplantae, Streptophyta, Magnoliopsida, Fabales, Fabaceae. The record is from the annotation of a GenBank genome assembly.
AUGAGAUUCCACUUCCAAGAAACAAAAUCUGCCAUCAGCAAUGAAGAAGAAGAAGAAAAUGGUGAAAACAGCUGCUACUACAAUGGUUGCAAGAAAAACGCCAACUGUGACUGUGAAUUUUGUAUAGCCAGCAUCAACGCAACCCUUGACCUCGUACCCAAUAGCUCCCUAACAAAAUUCUCUUCUUCCAAACCCAAUGUCAAUAGCUACUCUCCAAUCACCUUUGAUUCUUCCAUUUUCAACACUCCAAGAAAGCCUUCUAGCUGUAUAGCGCCGCUGUCGACUCCUGUCGUCAAAUCAAGUGCGAAAUCGAAUCAUGUUCAGAGAAUGGAGAUGAAGAAAGAGGGGAAAAAGAGGUCUUUUUACUGUGGGGUUGGUGUGUUGAGUGUGGUGAUUGUUUUGGGGUUUCUUGUGUUUGCUGAUGUUGUUUUGUCAAGGGUUGUUUCUGUGGUUUAUAAGCCUUCUUUGUCGCCGGAUUUGGUGAAAAGGGUUGGUGAGAAAUGUUAUCAAAUUCGAGAUUUGAAUGGAAAGUUGAGGUUUUUGCAGAAUGAAUUGGGGAAUGUUGUUCAUGGAGAAGUUUCAAACUGUAGUUUUACUGAUGGCUCAUGGGAAAUUAGCCAGGAUGGUCUGUUAUUGAAUUCAAGGUGCAAAUUGUACAAAUCAGCAGUGGAGGAGGUUACAAUUUGGGGGUGGCCUCUACAAACAGCUGGAAUGAUCACAACCGGGAUAUCUUCUCGAACCCUAGCUAUCUUAUCAGGAAGAGUUACUGAGUGGAAAGAUGGACAAGUUAGCUAUUUGAUUAGAAAGGCCAAUACUUCAUGGAUACAACAAGAAUGGGGUGCCUCAGUAGUUCAACUAGAUCCUAACACUUGGAUUCUUGAAUAUCAAAAAAGCUCUAUUGUUGAUGGUAAAGGAUUGUUUUCUGCAGCAUUGGAGCUACUCAAAUACAGGAUUUCAAGGAAUAUUGGCAAGAUGAAGAAAAAUCUCUGGCUUUUUGCUGUUAGUUUUGAAGAUAAUGGUAGCUACAAUUGGUUCACAACAACAAACUAUGGGUCUAAAACCCCAACUUGA